Dermacentor andersoni is the source of this 1225-nucleotide messenger RNA. RefSeq lists its product as uncharacterized. NCBI's taxonomy places the organism in Eukaryota, Metazoa, Arthropoda, Arachnida, Ixodida, Ixodidae. The record is from RefSeq and is a predicted model, not a curated record.
AGUGCUGUAGUCCGAAAUUCGCACUUCUGCAGGUCGUCUAACCAGAGCCACCGCAGGAAACAGCCGUCAUGAAGACCUUCGUUGCCAUCGCGCUCUUGUCUGCUGCCUCCCUGGCGUAUGCUGGGCCACGUUCCGCCGUGAAGACCGACUUGCCUGGCGCAACCGGUUCGUCAAGACCCAGCGGACUUAGUGGCAGCGUCGGACCUGCUGGACCUGCCGCACCUGCUGGAUUUGGCGCGCCUGGUGGCGCUGGCGGAGCUGGCGGACCUUUCGCAUUUGGCGGACCUGUCGGAUUUGGCGGAUCUGCCGGAUUUGGCGGGCCUGUUGGAGCUGGCGGACCGGUCGGACUUGGCGGAUUUGGCGGACCUGUAGGACCUGUUGGAUCUGCCGGCGCCGGCCCACAAGGUGGCAGCCCAAGCUCAAGCUUUCACGUUUUCGGUGGACCCUCCGGACCCAGCGGCGCUGGCGGAUUCCCUGUUGGUCUUGGCGGUAGUUUCCCCAGCGGUUUCCCCGGUGCCUUCGCUGGCAGUCUCCCUAGUGGCCCUAGCGGAGUAUCCCCCACUGUUUCCGGUGCUUCCCCCGCUGGCCGCCCCGGAUCUGCUGGUCCUAGCGCUGCAACCUCAGUUGGCCGGCCUGGAGCAGCAGCGGGAGGCCUCCUACCCAGCGGUGUCGUCGCUGGGGCAUGGUACCCUGGUAGCUACUAUGUAUGGCCAGCGUAUGGCCAAGCAUAUUACGGACACGGUCCCUACGGCUUUGGCUUCGGUGAUGGCUACGGUUUUGGCUUAGCUGGCGUUCCUCUUGGCGGAUACUUCUACGGUACUCCCGGAGACUACUUCGGCGAUAACGGCUACUGGGGCGGCCUCGGUGGCCAUGGUUAUGGCUACCCUGGCCAGAGUUUCUCCUGGGGCCCUCAAAGUUUUGGAAGCUUUGGAGCCUCUUCGUCUUCUGCCGGUUCUUCCGCUGGACAGGGCGCAGCAAGAAGUAGCCGUCCAGCUGCAGGAGCUGCUAGAGCUGCCCGUGCUAGCAGCGCCAGCCAAUCAGCCGCAAGGCAAUAACAAACCAAUGGGACCGUUCCUGGCCAUCCCAUAGAAGCUAAAUAUACUUUCUGCGAUUUCCUGGAAAAUAAAUUAUUUAAACAAAUUUUGCAACGCGAUAAAAUAGGCGAAUAAACAGGAUAAUCUCAUUUACUGCAGACUGAAUAAAAGAGCCCAUCUUUCAACAGAAA